Molecule: messenger RNA, 1257 nt
Organism: Malassezia sympodialis ATCC 42132
Lineage: Eukaryota; Fungi; Basidiomycota; Malasseziomycetes; Malasseziales; Malasseziaceae
Source: the annotation of a RefSeq genome assembly
AUGAAGGAGCGCAUCGUCGGCAUGCACAAAAAGAGCACUGCGGAGCCCAAGCGGCCACACCGCAUGUCCUCGAUCCUCGCCUUCCGUGAUACCUCGCAAAAGGCGCCCAAGCGCCUCUUGCCGACCCAGUUCCUCGCUCAACUGCAGCUUCCUGCACGACAAGUGCCUGUGGACAUGGUGCGGCAGCUGCGUGUAGCACUUGCUACUGAGUCUCACAUGUGGAUCCAGACCUUUAUCGAUGCGGGCGGGUACCGGGCGCUGCUAGCGCGCUUCGACGACCUUUUUCAGAUGGAAUGGCGCGAAGAACAGCACGAUGAUACCCUCCUGCAUGAGCUGCUUCGCUGUCUCCAUACUCUCUCGUCAUCUCCAAAAGGACUGGCCUGUAUCGAGGCGGCUGCGCCCGCUCCGAUGGAGCAGCUUGUCGCUCUCCUCUUUUCUGACCGGACACCGGGCGAGCUCGACACUCGCCGCCUUAUUAUCCAGCUUCUCAUCCAGAUCGUUCCCCUUUCUCUCUCACCGCAGGUGCUCGAUAAGCGCCAACUACAUCGCGUCCCGGUGGAUGACGUGUCAUGUGUCUCUGCCGCCAUGGCCAAUGACGUCCAUACAGGAGCCGUGCUCGUGGCCAUGCUUCUUCAUACCCCCAAGCCUGCCGCCUUUGAAACCAAAGUCGAGUUUCUGCAGCGGCCCAACGAGCACCAGCCACUUCGCACGUAUAUCUCUCUUCUUCAGCAAGUAUGCAAAGAGUUUUUCUGGAUAUUUUGCCACAAAGAAAACAGGGUGCUCGAUUGGCACAAGUUGGAUAUCAAGUCUGUCACCGCGCCCCAAGUUCCCAAUGGGAUCACAGGCAGUGUGGAAUGGGACGCCACCAUGUACUUGACGUCGCAUCUGCGCCUGCUCACCACCGUACUGAGGUCCCUACAAACGUCGUGCCCUCGCGCGGCUUCGUUGUUCAUGCAGGGGCUCGAGGAGGCCGGCUUGAAGCGCAUUCUCGAAGCCAUCUCCAUGGCCUCCCAGGUGUACUAUAUUUCUCUCCAUGCCGAGUUGGCACAUCUGUGUGCCAUCCGCAUGGAGCUCAAGUAUGAGAUGGAGAAGACCAUCAAUACAAGCACGGAUGCCGCGCCAAAGGCACCGCAAGCGUCGCGACCCGCCCCCGCCACGCCUGUGCCACGGCCGCGGACCUCGAGUCAGCGGUCUACCGUGUCACUGGUGCGGCAUUAUCGAACGCGUAUCUUUUCCUAUUCACUCGCAUUCUGUUAA